Molecule: messenger RNA, 1156 nt
Organism: Sorghum bicolor (sorghum)
Lineage: Eukaryota; Viridiplantae; Streptophyta; Magnoliopsida; Poales; Poaceae
Exons: 1
Coding region: 269-871 (200 amino acids)
Source: RefSeq, a predicted model, not a curated record
ACUCGUCAGCAGCGUCGGAGACCUGGACGGCCGACGGCUCCGUCCGAAGCAUUCAACGCUUCAAGUCCUUCAACCAUCAACUACCCGCGGAAAUCAAUAAAAAGCACCCCCACCCCACCCCGGCCCCGUCCUCUCCUCCGCCUCCGCCUUGCCGUCCUCGCCUCGUCUCCGCUCCGUCCACUGUCAAGCUCCAGCUCCAGCCUCCAUCAGACAGAGCACCGGCCACCACCCCCGAUCGAUCGGUCGUCUCCGGAGUCGAGUCCGCAGGAUGGGGUGCGCCUUCUCGUCGGCGGGCUCAGCGGGCGCGCUACGGCCGUGUUCCGGGGUACGGGUCAUCCACACCAACGGGUACGUGGAGGACUUCGAGGGUCCCGGCGUGGUGACCGUGGCGACCGUCACGGGCUGCCUCUCCUCCGACCCCGCCGCCGACGGCAACGGCGACAGCAACGGCAGCAAGGGGUACGUGCUGUGCUCGGCGGCGCACCUUCUGCAGCCAGGGCGCGGGCCGUUCCGGCCCGACGACGCGCUGCAGCCGGGCACCGUCUACUUCCUGCUCCCGCAGUCGGUGUUCCAGGCCGAGUCCUCCGCCGUCGACCUCGCCUGCCUCAUGAACCGCCUCACCGCGCUCGCGCGCAAGGGCUGCGCCACCGCCGCGCCCAAGCCCAGCCCGCUCGACGCGCUCUUCGACGCCGCCGCCGCCGGCGGCGGAGGCAGUCGCCAACACCAUCCUGUGGCUGUGGCUGUGCCUGCGGCGUCCAAGGAGAAGGAUCAGGCCGGGCGGGCGGCGCCGUGGAGGCCCCGACUCGACCGAAUCGACGAGUCCAUCGGCCGCUCCUCCAUGCGCAGCGCGUCCAGCCGCAGCGAGGCCUGAUGCCGGCCGUCACAUCCCUCUCAGUCCCCCUUUUCCCUCCUUUAGCUAGAUUUGCUCUCUCUUUUUCUGAUUUCCUCUCUGUCUCUUUAAUUAAUCUCUCUCCCUUCUACAUACUACAGCAGUGUAUACAGAUGGCUCUGGUUUUGUUUCAUCAUGUUUGUAGUAGAAGAAUUGUAAAGAUCCAUAGCACAGUGCCAAAUUGUAUUUGCCUAUGAAUGAUGAUGUGAUGAUGAGUGUAGUUCUUGUUGCUAGUGGUAUUAGAUUCAGCGGUCGUAUUGUAUUGUA